Molecule: messenger RNA, 2267 nt
Organism: Rhopalosiphum maidis (corn leaf aphid)
Lineage: Eukaryota; Metazoa; Arthropoda; Insecta; Hemiptera; Aphididae
Product: NCK-interacting protein with SH3 domain
Exons: 10
Coding region: 350-2074 (574 amino acids)
Biological process (GO): endocytosis
Molecular function (GO): protein binding; Arp2/3 complex binding
Source: RefSeq, a predicted model, not a curated record
UAAUACUCGCUACACAAAUUUAACACCCAUCUCGUCACUCAUUUUCUUAUUGAUGUUUAUUACGAUCACGAUUUAUCCAUAGAUUAAUAUUUUUUAAUUAUCUAAUCUUAUCUACGGUUUUUAUCUUUUUAGUAGGUACUUAACUCAGUACACACAAUCGAUCGGUUACUUAAAUGGUAGUACUACUACUGUAGUAGGUACUAUAAUGCUUAUGUCCAUGUCAAAUAAUUUAUAAUAUUUUUAAUGGUUAUUAUUGUAUAUAAAAAAAAAGUUUUGCCCAGGACUAAUUGUCAAUAACCCACAAUAAUCUAAUGCUUUGUGAAACUGUUAUACUUCGCCGACAACAAAAAUGAACGAUACAUCAGAAAGCAAUUAUGAAAUGCUUCAAGCAUUAUACGAUUACAAAGAUACUUCAUCAGAAAGAACACUGGACUUUAAAACCAAUGAUGAAUUUUUCAUUUAUCGAGAUGUCGCUGAUAAAAAGAGUUGGUGUUUAGUUAUCAACCAUACUGGUGAUUUAGGAUAUGUACCAUACAAUUACGUCAAAACCAUUUAUGUAAAGGAUACUCAUGUAUUAAAAUUCUUAGAUAAAUGUUUGUCAACAGUUCAACAAAAACUUGAUUUAAGUGAUAGUUGUUCCGAUAAAUAUAAGUUAUAUGAAUCAUUAUUGAGACGACAAAAGAAAUUGAAACAAAAAUCUUCUUAUAAUACACUGGAUACACCAAUACAAUGUAAAACUUUUGAUAAGGGUAAUCAAUCUGAACCAUAUGACCAAAUAUUAAAUAAUACUAAAAAUAGUACAAGUGUUUCAAAUAAUUCAAAGGAGAUAACUAUUCCAGAUAUUUAUGAAGUAGUGCAGCAAGUAAGAAAUCAUACAGGAUUGUCUUACAAUUUUUCUCAACUAGCUGUCUCUGUUGUGAUUCAAUAUUUGUCUAAUCUAGUUGAUGAAUCAGCCAAAUCUAGUCUCAAUAGUAUACGCGAAAUUAUCGAUACUUUUCCACCUACAAGUGCAACAUUGCCAGUAGAAUGUUUAGAAAAUACUAAAGAUGGAAAAUGCAUGCAACAGUUAUUGGAAUACUUAACAGCAGUUAAAGAAGAUUCGCAACAACGCUCAUGGCAAAUAUUUGAUGAUCAUGUUCAAAUUGAAGACUGUUUAAUAGAGCUCACGAGUAUCUUGAAAAAUGCAGAUCCAAUGGUCAUAAAUCAUGUUUUAAAAAUUGAUCAAUAUACAUCAAUUAAUAAUUUAUUAGAAUAUUAUCAAAUGGAAUUACGAUGGGUGAUUCAAAAACAUUUGCUUAACAUAUUUUCAGAACUAUGUAAGCUCAAUUUUGUUGUGGUUGAAAUUAUAAUUAAUUCCAUACUGCCGAUGGAAUUGGCAAGAGAUAUGCAAAAUAACAAAGAUGAUUUAAAUAAACAAUUCAUUCUUGCUGAAUUUCUAACACUCAUUUUAUCAGUUGGAGAGACUUUACCUAUUUCUUGUUUCGAAUAUAUGAAUGUGGAUUUUGUAACAAAAAUACUAAAUGAUAUAGAAGACGAUGAACAGAAAUCUUCCAGUGAUGAAAAAAAGACUGAAUGCAUGAUAAAUUUAUUGUUGUCUUAUAAUCUUCAAUUUCCAAAAAUUGAAUCAAAUAUAACUUUAAAAGGACUGGCCCAGAGAAACAAUGCUAAAGUACUUACUGAAAAUUUGUUGAUUUUGCUUAAUACUGAAAAGGAUCCAGUACAAGUUUUAAAAUUGAAAAAAAAGCCAAAAAAUUCAGUUGAAAAAAUGUUGAAUGACAUUCUUGCUGACUCAAAAACUGCUAAACUGUUUUAUGUUAAUGAUAUAGAAGUUUUAGUUGAUAUUAUUAUACGUCAAUUAUUGAAUAUUCCAUCUGAAGAAAUGGCUCGUACUUCAUACUUGGAACUUUGUAAAAACGUAAUUUUUAAUACAGAAUAUUUAGACCGAAGACAUAAAUUAUUAGAUCUAAAUAAUUGCCUUCAAGAAAUUCUUGUAGAUGAUAGUUCAUGCACAAAGGACCAAGAUGUUUGUAUUAUUAAGGAAAUUUAUUUAAAAUGUCCAGAAUUUUUUAAAUAAAAUUGUCUGAAUAUUAUUAUUAUUUGUUACUAAAAUGUAAUAGUCUGCUUAUUUGCUAUGUUGAGUAUUAAUCAAAAUGCUGUAUGUGCUUGCAACAAUGUUGUGAUAAUUAUUCCUGUAUGUUAUUUUUAUGUGCCAAAUAUUCUGUAAUAUUUUAUUAAUAUUAAAAUUUAGAUUUUUCUCCUUUUUUAGC